Messenger RNA from Rasamsonia emersonii CBS 393.64, 729 nucleotides. RefSeq lists its product as uncharacterized. NCBI's taxonomy places the organism in Eukaryota, Fungi, Ascomycota, Eurotiomycetes, Eurotiales, Trichocomaceae. The transcript is spliced from 2 exons. The coding region runs from base 1 to 729 and encodes 242 amino acids. The record is from RefSeq and is a predicted model, not a curated record.
AUGGCUGAAGACCAUAAAACACCUCCCCAAUCUACUGCCGAAGGCAUCUGGCAGUUGGACGAGACCACAGAGAAUUUCAUCUUUGUCCCUCUGGAAGUCUUGGAGAGAGACUACCGCCCAUUCACCGAAGAAGAAGUGAAGGCCAGUCGACCCUCACCUGGGGCCAUCACCGAAUACCUCUCCGCCCUGACUCCAUUCCAGAAGACGAUACUCGAGCAACUACGCUCUCUGGGCUGGAAAGAUGAGCAGAGCCACAAUUUUUUCGACUACCUUGAUGGGGCUCAGAAACGCCUACGUAUCCAACUUCGCAUGCAGGGAAAAAGCGCGGAAGAGAUUGACAGAUUGGAUGCCCUUUGCCAGGAGGGACUGGUGGACUUUUCGCAUCUCAAACGAGGGCUUGGAGAUCGCCGUGAGGAGGACUAUCAGUUCCAGCUUUAUCUGCUGGAAGAAGUGAAGAGGCGGCAACAGAUCAUGCUUGGGGAGGGCUGGGAAAACACAUUAUACAUUUCUCUGUGCAGUGUUGCCUCCAUCACCGUCAUCCACGAACAACAUGGACUUGGCACAAACGAUUCCAGCCUUAUUGGCGGUAUUCGAAUCCAUGUCAUAAUUAUGAUUGCCUCCAUCCUUAGUCCUUGUGGUCAGUCUGCAGGUAAUCAAGAACAAACAGCGUUAUGGUCCACAUCACUCAAGUUGCAAUUAUUAUUAUCACGAGUGCACUAUCAUUAUUAG